Schistosoma rodhaini is the source of this 5196-nucleotide messenger RNA. NCBI's taxonomy places the organism in Eukaryota, Metazoa, Platyhelminthes, Trematoda, Strigeidida, Schistosomatidae. The record is from the annotation of a GenBank genome assembly.
GAUUACACUACUUAAACGGAUUAUAAAAUGUGAUAUUAGUCUUAUAUGAUUUUCAAGUUUAACUCAUUUCAAUGAAUUAUUUGGGUCGUUUAAUUUCAAGUGCUCAUCAAUAUUAUAAAAGUAUUAAUGUAGCUAAUUUAACUGGUGCUAUUGAUGUCAUUGUUGUAAAAAAUAAAGAUGGAGAAUAUCAAAGUACACCAUUUUAUGUAAGAUUUGGUAAAAUGGGAGUAUUAUAUCCAAGAUCACAUGUGGUUGAUGUAUGUAUUAAUGGACAGCCAAGACCAGAUAUAUGUAUGCAUGUUGAACCAACAGGUUAUGCUUAUUUCGAUAAUGAGGAAGGUAAACUUAAAACAGAAAGAACAGAAGCAUUACUUAGAAGUAAUGAGGAAUUGCAAACUUGGACGCAAAAUGAAAAUGAUCAUAUUGAUUGUGUUACAAAUGAAUCAAAUACUGAACAACUGGAAAAUGUUUUUGAAAUCGAUAUUCAAGAUAGUAAGUGAAUUAUAAUUCAUUUGAUUAUAUACCUUAAUAAAAUAAAGAUAUUUAUGGAGACUGUCAUAGAGUUAUUCAUCCAUUCUCUCAUGAAGUAGUUUGUUUUACAACUCACCCUUAAAAUAUUUCAUAAAGUAAUAGUAUCAACAAGUUAUUCAGUUUUGAACGUUACUGUCAGUCAGUCAGCUACAACGUAGGACCAGGCACAUUUAUGCAUCAGUCCAAGCUGCCAUACCUCGUUAGCACAACAAGAUGAACACCGGAUUCAUAGAAAUAGUUAAUUUAGUGAUGGUAGUAUAUAAAAGAUAGGUUGUAUAUAAGGAUGUAGUAUAGGAAGGAAGAACGUUAUGAAGAUUUUAAUCUUAAGGUUUAAGGGAAGAUAAAGAGUGUAUACACCUACGCCAUUGUGAUCGAUUCUGAGUCAUGUCAUCUAGAGUCUCCAACCAUUGGUUACGAUAGUCACGCGGACCCCAACCAGGUAGUCUGCAUCUGCCAACAUGGCUCAGACUAGAAGUUAGUGACCUCAAGCAAUGAUGCCACGUUUUGGUUUGGCCGCCCUUAACUCUUUUCCAACCAUCCCCUACACUAGUCAGCAUUGGGCGUCGUGGUAAUCGGUGUUCAGGCAUACGUAACACGUGGCCUAACCAUCUCAGUCGAUGAAGAUUCAUGACCUCAUCAACUGAUUUACCAUCAUUUCCUAAUACUCUGUGUCUAACCUCACUCUCACUUACCCGGUGAUCCCAGCAGAUGCGAGAAAUAUUUUCAAUGCAUCUGUGGUCAAAUACUAGUAACUUACGAGUAUCCUCUACUCUUAAUGGCCAUGUUUCACAGUCGUAAAGUAUUCAGUUCCUCAUAUCAUAGCCACUGAAGAUAACAGCUGGAUUGAAUUCAUCAACUUAUAAAUCAUUUAAUUCUUGUAGCCAUUCUUGACGAUACAAAAUUUGUAAAAAGGUAAAUGAUGAGAAGGAAUGUUUUCAAGUUUAAUAUUUAUUUAUCCAGAAAAUGGUAUUUUCUUUCUUAUUCUAGGAAAACACUAACGCCUAUCGAUUUACGUCAGCAUAACACAUUGAAUACAUAGUUUAUAGACGACAUUUAAGGCUAUAGGAAAUAAUAGUAUCUUACUUGCUGGUUUUUUCAUACAAAAAAUAGCCUUUAAAAAAAGAUUCUGUUAGGUGCGAACUAUUGAUCUGAUAAAAUUAAUGCUCAGAUAGCAACAUAUACUGUUUAAGUACCAAAAACAUAAAUAGUGAUUACCAGUUUUCUUAUUGUUUGUCUUACAUAAUCCCUCUCUCGAAAAAAUGCAACUUUUAAUACGUGUUUAUUUCUUCUAAAAUCACCGUUUUUUAGACUCACAGUUCUUACCUCUUCAUCGUUAUCACCGUUUACCUUUUAGCACAAACCUUAAAAGCAAUCUUCCAUUGCAAACUACGUUUUACAAAUCCAUUAAUCCACUUGUAAACUAUAAAACAAUCAUUCUGGUUAACAUAAUCUCCACUAUCCUGGCACCCAUAGUCAUUAUGCAUUCAACUGGAGAUAUCAUUCGUUUUCUCAAGUGUACUGGCAAUAGAGGGAGCUCUAGAAACAGUUUUCAUGUGUCUGAUCCAUGUUGCUGUCCAAUGAUCUGGCUUAGACAACACAUCAUUUAAGAUUAACGGGUCAAAUGGUUGGAAACACAUUUCCAGCUUCAUGUGAAUAAAUGGUUGUGUCACUUAUAAGUGGCAUAUCCCUAAUUAGCUUAAGUCACUUUAAAUUCUAAUAAGGCUUGACUACACUAUAUACUAGUUUGUCAAGAUUUACACAUAACUAUCUAAUCCAAAUAGCUUGAACUGUUAUGGGUCUCCGACUACAGCUACCUCUUAUGAACUGUCGAAACUGAGUAAAACUUUAUGCGAAUAAGACUGCAGGUAAUUGCAGAGUUUUAAGUGAGAAGGCAAUUGGUUGGUUGGUUUUGUCUUGUAGUUUGUUCCUUCCAGUAAUUUUAUUUCUCUAAGUCACUGUUAAGAAUGGUAGUAACUUGAUAUAGUCCUCUACUCUUAUGUCGUAUUCUACAGUUCUAUCAUAAAAAUCGUCAGUUUAAACAGAAUACCGUAUAAUCCAAUUCUAUAAACAAAGGGAAAAACGUUAACAUCACCCACCGUCUUCAUUAAUUUUUAGUUCCAAACGGUGAAAACUCGAAACCCAUGAAUAACUCGUCUGAAUUCCAGUCAGAAUCCACAGACUUUAUUCCAACUCUUGACAAAGGAAGUAUAUCGAGUAAUAUCGAAGAAGUGGAUAAAGAAAAUACAGAAAAGAUCACCUUAAGAGAUUUAAUUCAAUAUCUCCAAGAUACAUAUCAUUGGCCAAAUGAAUUCUAUAUUUAUCGUCUUUUAAAUAAAUCUACUACUGUUAACCAUGAGGAGAACAAAGAUAACCCUGACAACAAAACUUCACAGUUAAACAUGAAUCCAUGUAAUCAAUUAAAUCAUUCACAAAAAAUUCAAUCAACACGUCCUAAAUUUUUUAGAAAAAAAUCAUCAAUCAAUUGUGAAUUGCUAUACCCUGAAGAUUUUCUUAAACUUGAAACUGAUAAAAUAUCAUUCAAUUCUAUAUGGAUUGUAUGGUCUGAUAGGUGUAUGUCAGGUGAAACAGCUGCUAGGAUAUUAUUAAAAAAUAUAUCACAGACUGAAAGAGAUAUUCAUUUAGAAAAGGAUACUUUACAUCCAGCAUAUAAUAUUAUACUUGAACAACAUAAACGUGAUCGUGGCUCAGAAUUCCCAUUGAUGAGUUCAUCAUUUAAUGAAACAACUGAUGAUUGUGAGCCAGAAAUACAAACUAAUCAAUCGAAUACAAUGAACACUAGUACCAGUAGUUGGUUAUGGUGGAGAAGACGAAGACAAACUAAUCCAAGUGUUAUUAGCUCAGAUUCUGGUUCACAGGAUUUAACUUAUCAAGAUUCAUUACAUCAACAUUCUUCUGUACAAUCAAUGCUAGCUCCAAUUGAUCUUGUUAUAUCUAGUCCAGUUUUAAUGCAAGAAGAAUUUGAUCAAGAGAAUUAUGAACGUCCUUACAAUUUGCCUAAAACUGGGUUGUUGAAUGCUCCACCUACCGCUAAAAUUCCUUUACAUUCUUCAGCAAUCGACGUAAGAUGUCGUAGUAAAACACCAGAUCCAUCACAGACAUCAUCUCCUGAAGAGGCAGGAUACUUCUCGGAUGAUUAUGAAAGUAAUAAUGCUUAUCAUCAAAAAACAACUGGUAAUAUUGAGUCAAGGAUUACAAUUCAACAAGCAAAUCGUUUAACAUCUCAACAGCUUAAAAGCCUCAAUUUACACGAAGGUGCAAAUGAAGCAGUUUUUUCUGUUGUCAGUAAAUAUCAAGGUACUUGUCAAUGUGCUUGUUUUAUAUACCUUUGGGAUUGGUCUGAUAAAAUUGUAAUAUCGGAUAUUGAUGGAACAAUAACAAAAUCAGAUUGGUUAGGACAAUUGAUGCCAUUAGUCGGAAUGGAUUGGACUCAUCAUCAUAUAGCUCAAUUAUACAAUAAAAUAGCUAAUAAUGGAUAUAAAUUUAUUUAUUUAUCUUCUCGUCCUAUUGGUCAAGCUAGAGCCACAAGAAAACUUCUUUAUACCAUUCAACAAGGUAAUUAUCGUCUACCAGAUGGUCCAAUACUUUUAUCACCAUUUUCUGUUCUGGAAGCGUUCCGCAAAGAAGUAAUUGCAAAACGAGCAGAUGAAUAUAAAAUUGAAUGUCUUCGUGAAGUAUGCAAUUUAUUUAUCGAAGAUCAUCUUAAUCAUCAAAAUGAAAAUGAAGAAGAUAAUUUACCAUUUAUAGCUGGAUUUGGUAAUCGACCAACAGAUAUAGCAACUUAUAAAGCAAUCGGUUUAAAUGAUCAUCAAAUAUAUACAGUUGAUUAUUUAGGCAAUGUAAUAUGUGGUGAUCCAGGAGUAAAUGAAAAAGAUAAGAAAUUAAAGAAAAAGAAUGAUACUGCUCAUGUCAGUUCUAAUAAACAAUUAAACAAUGAGAAUAAAUCUACUUCUAGUGUUACAACUACUUCAGAAACAUCAUCAACAACAUCUGAUAGUUUUGUUAAUACUACUACUACUACUACUACUAAUAUUACUACUACUACUACGAAUACUAAUGAUACUAUUACUACAGGAUUAACUACUACAACAGUAUACACUAAUAGUGUAUUAGCUAAACUUAAUUUAGAUUCAUUAUUACAAAUGGUUGAUGUAUACUUUCCACAAAUGAAUGAUCGACUUCUAUAUGCUACAAAUUAUUCAGAUUAUACAUAUUGGAGAAUGUAAAGAUGAAUUGAUCAGAUAAUUUGAUUGUUUAUUUUGUUAUCACUAUUAUUAUCUUCUACGAUGAAUGCAAAUCUGAAAUGUCUUCACUUUGAUCUAAUUUCAAAAAGCAUUUAACAUGUAGAUACUGUUGUCAUUAUUCAUAGACACUGUCCUCUCUCUCUUUCUCCUUCCCGGAGGUAACUGUUUUAUGAGACAAUAUGAACGAAUUACAGCUACUACUCAUCUCAAUCAUUAGUAGUUGAUAUAUGUGCAAUUUUUUUACAUAUUAAGUUUUCAUUAUAAAAAAAGAAGUGCAAAACAGGAGAUUUUGAUACAAAACACUUUUUUUAUUUAAGAAGAAGAGUAGUAGUAAUCAUAACUGUUAUUUUGAGUCUUAAAAUACAACUAUUGUAUGUUAUAAAUAAAUUUUUGACAUAUUUUC